AUGAAUGUUAUUUUAUCAUCUAAUAUUUCUUCACAAUAUAUACAAAUAUUUACUAAUAGAUUGAAUAAUACAGCUAUUGAAAUAAUUUUGCAAUUAUUUAAUUAUAUAGGUGCAUUUCAUCUUAUUUGUUUAUCAACGAGAAGAAUAGAUAUUGGUACUUGUUCAGAUAUUAUUAUUGGCAAAUCGCCUGGUUUAUUUAUGUGCGUAGACCGUUGUGUUGUAUAUUAUGAUGAAUAUAUCGAUUGUGCCAUUAGAGCACCAAUUAUGCUACAAGCAAUGAAUAAUCGAUUAACUUAUAAAUUUCUUUUUAUUGAACGUCGUUUAUAUUUACAACCCAGAGUGUAUCAAGAACAACCUGAAUUAGUCAAAAUUGAUAAUAUUAAUGAAACUCUGACUUUUCGAUGGUUUCCAAAAGUUGCUGGAUAUUUUCCAUGA
This is a messenger RNA of Rotaria sp. Silwood1, 435 nucleotides long. Lineage: Eukaryota; Metazoa; Rotifera; Eurotatoria; Philodinida; Philodinidae. The record is from the annotation of a GenBank genome assembly.